AUGAAUUCGAGCUAUCGCAUCGAGAGGCUGCAGGUUUCAGCAACCGGAGAGAAUUUCCUGUUUUUCGAAAGAAACGGUCACAGGAUUUCACCGUGGCACGAUAUCCCCUUGUUCGCAGAUGACAAAUGCGAGACGCUGAACAUGAUUGUUGAAAUCCCUCGACAAUGUAAGGCGAAGAUGGAGAUAUCCAAGGAAGAUAGGUACAACCCAAUUAAACAGGACAUUUUGAACGGGCGACCAAGACAACUGGCAGAUAUUCCUCCAUUCCAAGGCUACCCCUGUAAUUACGGUGCUCUUCCACGCACUUGGGAAGAUCCGGAUGCCAUCGAUGCCCUCAAUGGGCUUGGAGGAGAUGACGACCCGCUCGAUGUUUGUGAAAUCGGUAGUGCGCUUGCUAUUUGUGGUCAAGUGAAGAGAAUUAAGCCGUUGGGGGCUUUUGUUAUAUUGGAUGAAGGUCAGACUGACUGGAAAGUUGUUGCUAUCGAUGUCAGCGAUCCUCUUGCAAAUGAGCUUUCGGAAAUUUGUGACGUGGAAAGAUGCUUGCCAGGUUUUCUACAUUCCUUGAAAGAGUGGUAUCGUCGAUAUAAAGUACCGGAAGGAAAAGGCGAGAACACGCUCGGACUUCGUGGACAGCUCAUGGGCCGUCAGUUUGCACUGGGUCUCAUUCAUCAUUUUCAUACUGCAUGGAAACCUCGGAAUGGUUACCCAGAUGCGUAG
This is a messenger RNA of Penicillium antarcticum, 717 nucleotides long. Its product is annotated as inorganic pyrophosphatase. Bases 1 to 717 code for a protein of 238 amino acids. Lineage: Eukaryota; Fungi; Ascomycota; Eurotiomycetes; Eurotiales; Aspergillaceae. Gene Ontology annotation, molecular function: magnesium ion binding; inorganic diphosphate phosphatase activity. The transcript has 4 exons. Gene Ontology annotation, biological process: phosphate-containing compound metabolic process. The record is from RefSeq and is a predicted model, not a curated record. Gene Ontology annotation, cellular component: cytoplasm.